GUCCCAGGGUGCUCCGCGCGGCAAGAGGCACAGGAGCAAGAUGGCGGCGGAGCGGCAGGUGGCUGGAGGGGGCAGCGGCGGCCGAGGCGCUCCCGGAGGCAAUGCUAGCGGCGGGGGCUCCGCGUCGGGCCCGGAGGAGAGCAAGGAGAACAAGGAGAACGAGAAGCCGAAGCCGGGCGCUCUGGGAGACAGCCUGGGUCUGGAGAUCCUACAGAUUGUUAAAGAAUCACAACAACAACAUGGGUUACGUCAUGGUGAUUUUCAGAGAUACAGGGGUUAUUGUUCCAGACGACUAAGAAGACUCAGAAAAACCCUUAACUUCAAGAUGGGGAAUAGGCAUAAAUUCACAGGGAAGAAAGUAACAGAAGAACUGUUAUCUGACAACAGAUACCUGCUCUUGAUUCUCAUGGAUGCGGAAAGGGCCUGGAGCUAUGCUAUGCAGCUUAAGCAAGAAGCCAACACAGAACCCCGCAAACGAUUUCACCUGUUGUCUCGCCUGCGCAAAGCCGUAAAACAUGCUGAAGAACUGGAGCGACUGUGCGAAAGCAACCGGGUAGAUGCCAAGACCAAACUGGAAGCUCAGGCAUACACAGCUUAUCUUACAGGUAUGCUCCGUUUUGAGCGGCAAGAGUGGAAGGCAGCAAUGGAGGCUUUUAACAAGUGCAAAACCAUAUAUGAAAAAUUGGCAAGUGCUUUUACAGAAGAGCAGGCAAUAUUAUACAAUCAGCGAGUGGAAGAGAUCUCUCCAAAUAUUCGUUACUGUGCUUAUAAUAUUGGUGACCAAUCUGCUAUUAGUGAGCUGAUGCAGAUGAGACUGAGAUCUGGAGGCACCGAAGGGCUUAUUGCUGAAAAACUGGAGGCAUUAAUCACCCAAACUAGAGCAAAGCAGGCAGCUACAAUGAGUGAAGUGGAAUGGAGGGGAAGGACUGUGCCGGUCAAGAUAGACAAAGUGAGGAUCUUCCUACUGGGACUGGCAGAUACUGAAGCAGCCAUUGCUCAGACAGAAGAAGAAGAAACAAAAGAACGUUUGUUUGAGUCCCUACUGAGUGAGUGUCGGGAUGCAAUACAAGCUGUACGUGAAGAACUGAAACCAGAUCAGAAGCAACGUGAUCACUCUUUGGAAGCAGAUUCAGGGAAAGUCACUAACAUCCAGUACUUGCACAGUUACCUGACCUAUAUCAAGUUGUCUACAGCAAUCAAGCGCAAUGAGAGCAUGGCCAAAGCUUUGCAGAAGGCAUUGCUUCAGCAGCAGCAGCCACUGGAGGAAGAAGGCAAGCGCACCCCUCGACCUCAGGAUCUGAUACGUCUCUAUGACAUCAUUUUGCAGAAUCUGGCAGAAUUGCCACAACUUCCUGGCCUAGAAGAAGACAAAAGCUUCCUAAAGGAGAUUGGGAUAAAGACACUUGUGUAUAAGGCUUACAGGUGCUUUUUCAUUGCACAAUCAUAUGUUCUGGUGAAGAAGUGGAGUGAAGCCCUUGUUUUGUAUGAACGUGUUUUGAAAUAUGCCAAUGAAGUCCAGAUCCAAGCCGGAACCUAUGAAAACAGCUUAAAGGAACUGCCUGAUGUUCAAGAGCUGAUCACCCAAGUGAAUGCAGAGAAAUACUCCUUGCAAGCAGCUGCCAUAUUAGAUGCAGAUGACAGUCAUGAGACUGAGUCCCCAUCCCAAGUCAAAGAUGGCAAGCCACUUUCUGAACGAUUUGAGACAUUCUGCCUGGACCCUUCCCUGGUCAGCAAGCAAGCCCGCCUUGUGCAUUUCCCUCCAGAUUUCCAGCCCAUACCUUGCAAGCCUUUGUUCUUUGACCUGGCCCUCAAUCACGUCACUCUCCCACCCCUGGAAGACAAGGUGGAACAGAAGUCAAAGAGUGGUCUUACAGGAUAUAUCAAGGGCAUCUUUGGAUUCCGGAGUUAACCAGGGUCACCUCUCAAAGAAUGCUUAAUCUUCCUGUAUUUUGGGGAAAACCUCCAGCAUAUUCAGGGUUUAGCUCACCUGUGUUUAAAAAUCCACAUGGGGGUUUUUCAGCAUUUUUCUAGUAUUCUGUCUCUGUCUACCUGGUUUAUUUGGAGCAUUUCACUCUGAGAACUUAUGUAAUGUCUGUUUCCAACAUCUCAACUUUAUGGAGUGAACUUGAAGCCUCAAACCACUUCUACACAACGGCUCAGACAGGAACAAGAUUAAUUUUUAUCAAAGCUAGGUAUAUUUACAUUUUAUUUCAUAGCCAAUGCUAUCCAUAUAAUUUUUUGAAAACUAGUGCACUCUGAACCGUACAGAGCAGAGGGAAACCAAAGGCACAAUUCUGUUUCUGGUCUGGGUUGGAUUGCCUAAGAAGAAGAGCUGAGCAAAUUAUUGUGCUGCUUCUGCAUUUGGGUUUUAUUUACAGCCAUUUAUUAUUUUUCUUGUAGUUUUAGUUCCAGAAGCUGCAGAGCUCUGAAAUGCUUGCAUUAAAUAUCAAGGUUGAUAGAUGAUGAUUAAAAUCCUUAAAGUAGAUUGUAUAGAAAUACAUGUUAAAGCCUAUGAUAUAAUAUUUCUUCGCUGAGGCUGUACUUCUCAUAACAACAGAAUGUUUCUCAGAGGCCUUCUGAACAUAAAAAACAUAAAAAAGCCUUUGGAUUAAAAAAGAACACACAACUUGUGGUUACACUUUGCAGAACUCCUUACAUGUUUUCCUUUCCCUCUUCAACUUAGAUGGAAUUGUUAAAUCAAAAGGGGCUUUUUUGCUACGUACUGAGUUUGUUCCUUCCUUUCCAUUUGGUUAUUUUGGGGAUUCUCUUGUCAUAAAGAAUCAGCCAAUUAAGACACUGAAAUCUUAAGCAAUAAAGAUCUUAGCCAUGUGUUCAUGGGCAAAUCUUCCAUGAGAGCAUUUAACUGUGCUAUGAAAGUCCAAGUAUCUUCAUGUGGAUAUCUACAUCUAUGUGAAAAAUUGUACACAGAAUUUUUCCAUUAGCUGUUUAAUCUAGUUUGACUGAAAUAUUUAGUUUAAAUUCAUUUAAAGUUUAAUCUAGUUCAUUCUUAUCAUACUGCACUCCAGUUUUCUUCUGUUUCUUGGUAUUGUUGGGAAACAGUAUUAAAGCUGGAUUCUUCAGUUAAAAAAAGUAUUCCACCAAUGCUUCUCGGUUAGCUUUGUGAUAGCAAACUGCAAAAAACGGUAAUUUUCAGAUUAAAUAAAAAUUGGGUUAAUUGCAUCAUUUAUUGGAUUUAACUUGUAUAUAAAAACAACCCCUUUCCAUAGAUGUCUUGUCUGUUUUAAAAUAUGUAUAUGAAAUGACAUUUCUAAACUCUGUGGGAAGAAAUUUCACAGAAAAAAUAUUGUGGAAGAAAUGGAAGUAAAUAAUAUUUUUUGGAUUUUAUCAAGUGAUAAAUUUCAGACAGAGAUGAAGUCUCCUUAACCAGUGAUUGAUCAGGUCUGUCGAAAGACACACAGAAGCAACAUAUUAGUACAGUAACUACAGCCCAGUCUCUUUCUAGUACUGUGCCUAUUUCUGUUUUUUGUUGAUUGUCUUUUACUUCAGAUUCCCUGGUCUUCCUGUAUUCAGAUCUGCAUUGGAUUUGAGAAUUAUGUUCCUCUUAUAGUAACAAACUAACUACAUUUUGUUUUACCUUUCAGCCCAGGCUUGUGGGCAACUGGGUACAUUCCAGUUUUUGUCUUUGUUUGCUGUCACAGAUGGUUAAAACUUCCUUUGUUAAUGAAAUUGUGGCACAAAAAUAUUAGUUUCUCAUAAAAUAAAUCCUGAAACAAUAAAGACGCAUUACUGCUUUCUGAA
Molecule: messenger RNA, 3759 nt
Organism: Anolis carolinensis (green anole)
Lineage: Eukaryota; Metazoa; Chordata; Lepidosauria; Squamata; Anolidae
Gene: srp68
Product: signal recognition particle 68
Exons: 16
Coding region: 41-1909 (622 amino acids)
Biological process (GO): SRP-dependent cotranslational protein targeting to membrane
Cellular component (GO): signal recognition particle, endoplasmic reticulum targeting
Molecular function (GO): 7S RNA binding; signal recognition particle binding; endoplasmic reticulum signal sequence receptor activity
Source: RefSeq, a predicted model, not a curated record